This is a messenger RNA of Aspergillus japonicus CBS 114.51, 369 nucleotides long. RefSeq lists its product as uncharacterized. The coding region runs from base 1 to 369 and encodes 122 amino acids. The transcript has 2 exons. Lineage: Eukaryota; Fungi; Ascomycota; Eurotiomycetes; Eurotiales; Aspergillaceae. The record is from RefSeq and is a predicted model, not a curated record.
AUGAAGGCAACUGUCAUCGCAGCCCUAGCUACCUUCGCUACUCUGGUGGCUUCCACGCCUAUAUCACCGCAGGCCAGAGCCAUGACCGUGAAUAUGCAUCGCAAAAGCUUCUCUCAGAUGCUCCAGAAGCGUGAAGGGUACGACGGGAACAUCAUUGACAGUGUCAACUAUAUCCUAGUUAUCCUUACGGAUGAAGCGGGCGUGGCCGACCCCUACCAGGACGAAAUUGACGCCGUCAGCAACCCGGCUGAUUUGCGUCCCGGGAAGAAUGGUGGCGGGCUCGUCUUACUGUUAAUCUUUCACUCUUUGCUCUUUGCAACAAAUGCAGACACGGUCACCAUUCUGCUGGGAUUCAAUAUGGCUGGCUAG